UUCGCGUCUCCGCCGCCUGCGAAUGGUCGUGACGAGGACGGUUGGGCAACUCCCUCCCACCCCCCGGGGCCCUCGCUGUAUUUGGCAGGUACCUAGGCAAACCUUGAAGCCAGUCUCUCGAGAAGCUUCUUCGACGUCGUUGGGGGUAGCUUCGUCAGCAACUGCGCUGCUUGAUAAUCGACCCUGGGGGGGCGUGGCCCCACUGGGAGCAGUCGUAUAAAGGUGGUUCGGCCGCUGCUGUCACCUCACUGACACAACCCCCUCCAAACCAAACACAUCCACACAUACACCAUGUCUGAGAACAAGGCCCUCAUCUUCAAGGAAGUCCCCACGGGCUAUCCUGUCCCCGGACAGCACAUUGGCCUGGAGCCGGUCUCCUACGACGCCAACGCCGCCGCCCCCGAGAACGGCAUCUUCGUGCAGUCGCUCUACGCCAGCUUCGACCCCUACAUGCGCGGCCGCAUGCGCCCGGCCGAGGUCAAGUCGUACUCGCCGGCCAUGGCGCUGGGCCAGCCCAUCGACAGCGCGGUCAUCGGCAAGGUGCUGCGCUCCAACAACCCUUCAUACCAAGAGGGCGACCUGAUCCAGGGCUACCUCCCGAUCCAGUCGUACAUCUCCGUGGGCGCGGAGCGGCUGCCGUACGUCAAGAAGCUGGAGAACCCGCUGGGCAUCGAGGACAUCCGGGUGUUCAUCGGGGCGCUGGGCAUGCCGGGCUUGACGGCGUACUCGUCGCUGUACGAGAUCGGGCAGCCCAAGAAGGGGGAGACGAUCUUCGUGUCGGCGGCCAGCGGCGCCGUGGGUCAGCUGGUCGGCCAGCUGGCCAAGCACGAGGGCCUGACGGUCAUCGGCAGCGUGGGCUCCGACGAGAAGCUCGAGUACAUCACCAAGGAGCUGGGCUUCCACGGCGGCUUCAACUACAAGAAGGAGAAGCCGGCGGACGCGCUCAAGCGCCUGGCGCCCAACGGUAUCGACAUCUACUACGAGAACGUCGGCGGCGAGCACCUCGAGGCCGCCCUGGAGGCGAUCAACAACUUCGGCCGCGUGGUGGUGUGCGGCAUGAUCUCCGUGUACAACGGCACCCCCUACCCGAUCAGCAACAUCUCGUACGUGCUGACCAAGCGGCUGACCAUGCGGGGAUUCAUCGUCAACGACCCCGGCAUGGGCGACAAGUACACCAAGGAGCACCAGGAGAAGGUGCAGCAGUGGAUCAAGGAGGGGUCGUUCAAGGCGCUGACGCACGAGACGGUGGGGAUCGAGAACGCGGCCGAGGGCCUGGUGGGCAUCUUUUACGGCAAGAACAAGGGCAAGGCCGUGUUGAAGUUUUAAGCCUGGCCCUGUCGAUUGUAUAUCUUGACCUCCCUAUACCAUGAUUGAACAUAAGACCCGAAUGAACUAAACAUUAAUAUUUCACCUCUUUUUUCCAUCUUUCCAAGCGCAAUCAAUCUCUCCCAACCCUCCAAAGACACCAUCAAAGACACCCUCCCUCCCAAGCACCUAAAUCUUCUCCCGAUGCCCGUUCUCCCCCUCGC
Aspergillus japonicus CBS 114.51 is the source of this 1529-nucleotide messenger RNA. Its product is annotated as MDR family NADP-dependent oxidoreductase. NCBI's taxonomy places the organism in Eukaryota, Fungi, Ascomycota, Eurotiomycetes, Eurotiales, Aspergillaceae. The record is from RefSeq and is a predicted model, not a curated record. The transcript has a single exon. Bases 292 to 1326 code for a protein of 344 amino acids. Gene Ontology annotation, molecular function: oxidoreductase activity, acting on the CH-CH group of donors, NAD or NADP as acceptor.